This is a messenger RNA of Mucor velutinosus, 1239 nucleotides long. RefSeq lists its product as uncharacterized. Gene Ontology annotation, biological process: regulation of DNA-templated transcription. The coding region runs from base 1 to 1239 and encodes 412 amino acids. Lineage: Eukaryota; Fungi; Mucoromycota; Mucoromycetes; Mucorales; Mucoraceae. The transcript is spliced from 2 exons. Gene Ontology annotation, molecular function: sequence-specific DNA binding; DNA-binding transcription factor activity. The record is from RefSeq and is a predicted model, not a curated record.
AUGAACGAUUUCAGCUUUCCUUCAAUGUCAAAGGACAUGUCAAAGGUUGGCGGAAUUCUCUAUCCCACAGAAACACCAACAUUUACUCGUCCUAAUCCCAUCAACAAAGCCAAUUCAUUCUCGCAACCUCAAGAAUAUGACCAAUGGAGAAGCAAUUCAUUGCCAUCAUCGGUUCCCAUGUCAUUACCCAACACAACUACCAUGAAUAACACAAACAACAAUACCGGCAUGAACAGCAAUAACAAUAGCAGCAAUCCUGCCAUCAACCCUGUUUCUUGUGAUCUUCAAGAUGUCAUCAUCUAUUACCAAUCUCAACCUGAGCUGUUGCGCUUGAUUUUACUAAGCAAAGUGGAAGAAGACAAGAGAAGAGCUGAAGAAGCCAAGCUGAGAGCCAAGGAGCUCGACUUGUUCUUGCUUCAACAACAACAACAAAUGAACGGCACACCCCAGACCCCUGAUGCUUCAUUUACCACCACCUCUUCCACCCCACCUGCUCUCAUGUCAAGCAGCUCGAAUAUGAUGAACAGUUCCUCAACGACCACUGCCACUACUACUGCAGCUAGCACACCUACUAUUACUACUACUGCAACCCACAAUCUACUUAACACUAAUCAAUUUGGCCAAAUCCCAAGAAGACCGAGUGCAUUAGAGAUGCUGAUGGAUGAUUCUGAUUGCAAUCGUCGUGAUUCAGCUCUCGGAUCUUCUUUUGAUGGCAGCGCCAAUUCUGAGGAAAUCGAUGAUCGUACAUUCAGCCCUCAUGCCACAUCAACAGCAGCAGCAUCGAUGCUUUCCAUGAGCUUCACUGCUCAACCAAUGGUGUCUGCAAGAAACUCGCUCCAUCCUCUUUCUCCACCUUAUACGCUCAAUACCACGAACCAACCAUUGGAAGAUACGUUCUCCACUCAAAUCAAAACAAACGCAUCAUCCGCUGAGCCUCCUCGCCGCUACGAUUCCUAUUUCCCUCAACGUCCUCGUCGCAGACGUGAAAUGCAGGCCAUUUCAAAGAUUGUUGAAACAAGAGAUUAUCCCUACGUCGAUGGCUUCUUCUGGAAAAACAAUGGCAAUACCAUCCAAAAGAAGACUGGAAACAAGAGCGUCUACUACAAGUGUUCCAACAGCAGUAAGGGCUGUCCUGUAAACAAGACUGUUACAUGGAAAGAAAAUGGUGAAUAUCUCAUCAAAUAUAGAGGCGAACAUCUCGCUGAAUGUGGCAAAGUGCAGCGUAUUGUUGACAUGUAA